CGGUAAUAUGGAUAUCAGUAGCCGGAAUUCGAACCGGUGGCCUCGGUUUAGAAUGCAUCCUCUAGUGGUGAUUACCUCAGCGAUAUGGCUGUUUGCGUUGAUGAGUGUAUCGGAAGGAACUGGUGAGGAUUCUCCCACACAAGAUUUUGAAGUACGAUAUUUAUCCGGCGAGCCAGACUACAAAUCAGUCAACCUUACCUGGGAGGUGGAACCGUUGCGCGACGACGGCGAACAAGAUGAGCAACACCGGCAGCACAAAGCUGCGCGCGGAAACCGCCAGCAACGGUCGUUCAACGUUUACUACUGCGAGCUACAAAACUGGGGACCCCACCGUUGCCGAUCGAAAACACUGAUGGACAAUUCGGAGGAGAGCGGGGACAUAAGCAAGCAAUACUCGAUGACGGUGAAGAACCUAAGGAUGGCUACCAAGUAUUCAUUUCAUGUGAAACCACAAAUCAAACCAGGGGAUCAGAAGAUCAGUGGCCGAUCGGAACUCAACAGUGACGAGUUUGAUGGGAAUUCUAUUAAUCUUGGACAGACGAUCAUCAUUCCAACGAAGGGAUUUUCCGCCCAUGCUACUCAAUGUCUCCCACAUGCGUCGGAGAUUGAGGUUGAAACGGGACCGUACUUUGGUGGCCGCAUCAGCUCGGAGAAUGGCCACUGCAGUAUCCAAGGAGACGCCAACAGUUCUCAGGAAAGUUAUACGAUGCGGAUCGAGCACGAGAAUUGCGGCAGCCAUGUGAGUGCCGAAGAUUUGACCGUUGAAACGUACAUAACAGUGCAGGAAAACUUGGGGAUUUUGACGCACAGUACCAGAAGGUUCGUGGUAGUGUGCACCUUCCAGCCAGAUACACUAACGGUCAGAGCCAGAUUGGCACUGCCAGGCAAGGGCCGUGGCGGUGCAUCGCCUGUUCCGAUGAGCGAUUACUGGCCAGCUACUGGAAGGAAUGCUCGUGUCCGACAGUUCAAUAUGGUGGAUAAGAGCAGUUUGGUUCUCAAAGCUUCCGACGAGGAAGAUGUCGAAGACAUACAGCCAGCACAUGUUAAGGAAGUAGAAGAGAGUGAAGUAGUUCGACAGAAUGAUCAAAAAGUUGAAACGGAAGGUAGCGCUGUGACGGAAAAGAGUUUCGCUAAGCAGGAACUCAGUUCGAGGGAGAACGAAAUAGCUGAGAGGAAAACCGACAAGCGACGUAUAGAUAAGAGCGAACCUCUUCGCGACGCCAAGUAUGCGCGACUGUUCAAAGCGAAGGCAGACAGCGAAGACGUCGGGAUUGGUGUAAGCGAGACAUCAUCGGAGGACAGCAACGAGGCGUUCAGCUCUAGGGCUUCCGUUGGGAGUGACAACAGAUCCGUGGAUUUGCCGAGUUUGCUCAUUUCCGCAUGCCUUGCUGUGAUAAUGAUCGGUGCCUUUGUCUAUGUGCUGCUGAAAGAGUACAAGAAACAACGAAUAAUUCAACAGCACCAUCAGAUUCAACAGUCGCAGAGACCACCGAAUCGGAUGGGUUCGUUUUGAUAGCGUAGGUGACGAGGACGCCCGAUAUUUUAGAUGAUAAGUGAUAGCUAUGUAAUGAUAAGAUAGUGCUAACGUUAUUUUUAUUCGGACUGUAACCUUUACUGGUAAAGUUAACGGUAAGUUUUAAAAGUAUAGAAGACAAGGAAUCUACUCUUUGAUUGUUCGUAAAUCUAUGCUCUUUUGUUUUAUUGAAAUACUAGCCUAUAGAAUAAUUAAUAUGAGCUAAUUACUUGCCUACAUAUUUAUUUUUUGGGUAAAUCGACAAACAGCUCAUCUUUUGAACAGGCGUCAAUUUCAAUUUCUCAAAAACGACUGAGCAUAAACUUCACUCAAUGAUAUUUUCUCAUGUUUAUCUAAUUUAAUGCUGUUCUUAUCUCUGAAAUUUCAUACUCAAAUGUAUUCAAUAAAAGUAGCAAAGUAAGAACUGUAUUCUUGAAGAACAAAUGUAUCUACCGCAAUCAUCUACGAACUGAAUAGAAUAGAAAAAUCAAUUAUUUUGAUUCCUACAUCGUCAUCGUGAAGUGAUAUUCCAACUAUUAAUAAGAUUCUAAGCAAAGUAGACGUUAAUUUGCUGUCAUAAAAAUAUAUUAUUACAAAUUGUUGUACGUCAAACUAUAUCCAAGUCAUAUACAAAUUUCACUGAAUUAUUUUCAAAGAACAUUGUAACAACGGAAGCUUUCUUUUCGACUUUUGUGCUUAUAUGUUCAUACAGAUUGAAAACAAAUGCCACGAAACCUCCCGAGAAUGUUUCCAUUGUUACUAAGUUCCUUUUAAAAAAUGAAGCGAGGAAUUAUGACUGUUUGACUCCAUUAUCCAAUUUUUCACGAGCAGUAAUGACCGCCAGCUGAACCACAUUGGCACAAAACAUUGUUCAGAAUGCUGGAAACGCUGGGUGCGGUUGACCUACACAAA
This is a messenger RNA of Armigeres subalbatus, 2425 nucleotides long. RefSeq lists its product as uncharacterized. NCBI's taxonomy places the organism in Eukaryota, Metazoa, Arthropoda, Insecta, Diptera, Culicidae. The coding region runs from base 8 to 1513 and encodes 501 amino acids. The record is from RefSeq and is a predicted model, not a curated record. The transcript has 4 exons.